AUGGCGGGAGGUUAUUUUGACCUUCCGAUCUCCCGCAGCGGCUCUGAUGAAAGAUCAUCAAGCCUAUCGAGGUCGCGUUCCUUUGCAUCACCGCGGUCCAGUGAUAGCUUUCAAGGACAACCCGUGUCUCAGACGUGGAGACAAAGUGACGCAAGUGCAGAGGAAAAGCAUCGGAAUGUAGGCAUUCUGAAAAGCACGAAUCGCACGAAGCUUACGGCUAACGAACUUAAGCCUAGAGAACAGAGUGGGCAUACGGUCGAAUUCCGACUGGACCAAAGGGGCACCGAGCUGCCGCAAAGACCAUUACCCACUGCCAACAUUCCUGGCUUCCAGGAAAAGGUCUCCUUAAGCUCCCAGUCGGCAACGCUAGUGGAAGAUAAUCCCUCUAGCGCAUCAGUUGAGGUAGCCGGUCUGACGAUCAACACCAGAAAUAGCUCUCCGGGCAGUCUAGGGGAGUAUCAGCUUGAUAAGGGUACGAAUGACAAGGGGCAAGCCAUCUGUUUCGCACAUGCGAGGGCCCAGAAACUCGCAUCCCUUCUCAAUUAUUCACAGAAAUCCCCGAGGCAAAAUCCACGCUGCAGCCUAGUGUCAUCCAUUACCCCCACUCCCACUGAAGUGGUGUACCCACUUGAAGAUGGGGAUGGAUUUCCUAUAAUCAGUUUCUCCGAGAAACAACAACUCUUUGACGACUUAGACGAACAUGAAGCGGAAUUCCUAGAUCAAGAAUCAACAAACCGCACAUCUGAAGCCCAUUAUCUAGUGCAUCAAAUGUCACCUCGUGACCUGAACUUUUUGACUCGCCUUCGUUCUCCUUCUCCCAACUUACAAUCUGGCGACCAAGAGACUUUAAGCGAGGAAAGGGACUCAUACGAAUCCUCUGAGCGACCGACGCAUUACCGCAGGGGCAUCCUUUCAUCGCUACUCAAACUUUACGACCAACCUCACUCUCGCCAUAGUCGAGAUCGGGGGCGGUAUGGCCACUUUCGAAAGAGCAGCUUUUCCGAGUUCAGUGGACGUGGCCUGUCCCCGGACUCUGUUUGGAAACCGCAAAGGAAGUGGUACGAUAAAUCUUCUGCUCGUUCCAGUAUUUCCGUAGCUGGCUCAUCCCGGCACUCCGGAUCUCCUGCUAUGCUCACACGCUCCCGCAGCAGUGGUGCUGCCAUUCCGAGUUUGGAUAGCCGCUCACGUCCUAAGCGUCAGUUCGAAGAUGAACUUCAUAUCACUGUUCAUAUUGCCGACCUUCUGGCUCGACAACGGUAUUUGAUCCGGCUUUGUCGUGCUUUGAUGAAGUAUGGAGCUCCAACACAUCGUUUGGAGGAAUAUAUGCGCAUGACAGCUCGUGUCAUCCAAAUCGAUGGCCAAUUCUUGUAUAUACCCGGCUGCAUGAUCAUCUCCUUUGACGAUGCCUCUACACACACAACGGAGGUGAAAGUCGUCCGGUCCAUUCAAGGUAUUGACCUGGGCAAGUUGGCCGACGUGCAUGAAAUCUAUAAAGAGGUGAUUCACGAUGUCACUGGAGUUGAAGAGGCAAUACAGCAGCUCGAUGAAGUUAUGAAAAAGCCGAGCAAAUUCCACACUUUGUUUCUCAUCUUUGUCCACGGCUGUGCCAGUGCGUCCGUUGGGCCCUUCGCCUUCAAUGCCCGACCGGUUGAUAUCCCAGUCGCAUUUUUGCUGGGGUGCCUCCUCGGCGUGUUGCAACUGAUCUUGUCAACCAAAUCAAGCUUAUACUCAAAUGUGUUCGAGAUUUCCGCUGCAGUACUGACGUCGUUUCUGGCCCGUGCCUUUGGGAGUAUCAAGUUUGAAGGCGAACCUUUGUUCUGCUUUUCUGCUCUCGCACAAUCAUCCAUCGCCCUCAUCCUGCCAGGUUAUACCGUACUAUGUGCUAGUCUGGAGCUUCAGUCACGCAGUAUAGUUGCAGGGUCUGUUCGAAUGGUCUAUGCUAUUAUAUACUCGCUAUUCCUCGGGUUUGGCAUUACCAUCGGGACUGCCGUGUACGGACUCCUCGACUCCCAGGCCACAACAGCGUACACCUGUCCUGCCAGUCCCAUCCACAACGAAUAUCUGCAGCGGUUCCCGUUCGUGAUUGUAUUCACUGUGUGUCUGGCGAUUGUCAACCGUGCCAAGUGGAAGCAAAUGCCAAUCAUGAUGCUGAUCUCUCUGGCCGGAUAUGUGACCAACUACUUCAGCGCCAAGCGCCUGUACUCCAAUACUCAGGUAUCCAAUGCCUUGGGCGCGUUUGUCAUUGGCGUAAUGGGCAAUUUCUAUAGCCGACUCCGCCAUGGAGUUGCCGCUGCAGCAAUGCUGCCCGCAAUAUUUGUCCUUGUUCCGUCUGGCCUUGCAGCUAGUGGUUCUUUAAUAUCAGGCAUCACUUCUGCAGAGGAAAUGACUCGGUCUCCAAGUGCGGUCGUCAACAAUGGAACACAGGGAUUCGUCGAUGCGGCAAAAAACCUGUCAACCGACGAGGCGAGAGACCAGAGCUACGGAGUGGCUUUUGAUAUAGGAUAUGGAAUGGUCCAAGUCGCCAUUGGCACGACGGUUGGUCUUUUUCUAGCUGCUUUAGUGGUCUAUCCGCUAGGCAAGAAACGAAGCGGUCUCUUUAGCUUCUAA
Molecule: messenger RNA, 2607 nt
Organism: Penicillium paradoxum
Lineage: Eukaryota; Fungi; Ascomycota; Eurotiomycetes; Eurotiales; Aspergillaceae
Product: threonine/serine exporter family protein
Exons: 1
Coding region: 1-2607 (868 amino acids)
Biological process (GO): transmembrane transport
Molecular function (GO): transmembrane transporter activity
Source: RefSeq, a predicted model, not a curated record